CGGCCGCGAGCUAGCGAACGAUCGAACCAGCGAACGAACCCGGCGAAGGCAGGAGUCGAGCGGCCCGACCGCGGGAGCAAGGCCCGGCGGGGGCGACGCAAGGCGGCCGAGCACGCGCCGCUCAGCCCGCUGUCCACACUCGGGGCCGCGCGCGCCGCGCCAGGACACUGCUGUCACUGGAGGUGCCUGACAAAAAGCAACCCUGACGGCUUCCUUGAGCCCAAGUCAUUUGGCCACCUCAGCCCCCUGGAACCUCCUGGAACCCCCAGGUGUGGUUCUGCAGUGGAGCAGCCAUGGGGUCUGAGGACCACAGUGCCCAGAACCCCAGCUGCAAAAUCAUGACCUUCCGCCCCACCAUGGACGAGUUCAGGGACUUCAACAGAUACGUGGCCUACAUCGAGUCGCAAGGUGCCCACCGCGCAGGCCUGGCCAAGAUCAUCCCACCCAAGGAGUGGAAGCCACGGCAGACAUAUGACGACAUCGAUGAUGUGGUCAUCCCAGCACCCAUACAGCAGGUGGUGACGGGGCAGUCGGGGCUUUUCACACAGUACAACAUCCAGAAGAAGGCCAUGACUGUGGGCGAAUACCGCCGCCUGGCCAACAGUGAGAAGUACUGCACCCCUCGCCAUCAGGACUUUGACGACCUGGAACGAAAGUACUGGAAGAACCUGACCUUCGUCUCGCCCAUCUAUGGGGCUGAUAUCAGUGGCUCCCUAUAUGAUGACGAUGUGGCCCAGUGGAACAUUGGUAACCUGAAGACCAUCUUGGAUAUGGUGGAACGUGAGUGCGGCACCAUCAUCGAGGGCGUGAAUACACCCUACCUGUACUUUGGCAUGUGGAAAACCACUUUUGCCUGGCACACAGAGGACAUGGACCUCUACAGUAUCAACUACCUGCACUUCGGCGAGCCCAAGUCCUGGUACGCCAUUCCACCGGAGCACGGCAAGCGCCUGGAGCGCCUGGCCAUAGGCUUCUUCCCUGGGAGCUCACAGGGCUGCGAUGCCUUCCUGAGGCACAAGAUGACACUCAUCUCGCCCAUCAUCCUGAAGAAGUAUGGCAUCCCCUUCAGCCGGAUCACACAGGAAGCCGGGGAGUUCAUGAUCACUUUCCCCUAUGGUUACCACGCGGGCUUCAACCAUGGCUUCAACUGUGCUGAGUCCACCAACUUUGCCACGCUACGCUGGAUUGACUAUGGCAAAGUGGCCACACAGUGCACAUGUCGCAAAGACAUGGUCAAGAUCUCCAUGGACGUGUUUGUACGCAUCCUGCAGCCUGAACGCUAUGAGCAGUGGAAGCAGGGCCGUGACCUCACGGUGCUGGACCAUACUCGGCCCACAGCCCUUAGCAGCCCUGAGCUGAGCUCCUGGAGUGCCUCUCGCGCCUCACUGAAGGCUAAGCUCUUGCGCAGACCAAUUAGUGUGAAGGAGAGCAGACCCUGGAGAAAGGCUGAGGAGGAGAGGAGGCCGAGUCUAGAGAGGAGGCGGGAGCCGACCAGGAGGCCAGGGCCAGCGUCACACCGGAGACGGAGCCAGCCCAAGAAGUCCAAGCCUGAAGACUCCAAGUCUCCUGGUCUGGAUGAGCCUGGGGGCUGUUCUCGAGAGGAGGCCACUCCUGAGGACGAGGAUGAGGAAGAGGAGCUGUUGCCCUCACAGGGUCCCGAGGCUGAGGGCCUGGAAGAGGAUGGCAGAGGCAAACCCCGACCAACCAAGGCCCGGAGCAAGAAGAAGACCCCCAACCCCCUGUCACCCCUGUUGCCACCCUCCCCACCAGCCCUAUUACCCACUGAGGAAGUCCUAAGAUCACAGCCCCCACCCAAGUCUCCGGUGCCGGCCAUGGGCCCCAUGGCCGCAGAGGGGGGCCCUCCACCAGCACCCCUCAAUGUGGUGCCUCCUGGGGCACCAGGUGAGGAGGCAGAGGUGCGGCCGCGGCCCAUCAUCCCAAUGCUGUAUGUGCUUCCACACACCAACACCGCAGAUGGGGACAGGGAGCGCACUGCCCACCCGCAGUUGGCACCCAUGGAGCUGGGACCCGAAGACGAAAGCCAGGCCCAAGCUGGUGAUGCACAGGCACCAUCCUCCUUCUCUAAGCUGAAGGUAGAAAUCAAAAAAAGCCGGCGUCACCCGUUGGGUCGUCCACCUACACGGUCCCCACUGUCUGUGGUUAAACAGGAGGCUUCGAGUGAUGAAGAAGCCUUCCCAUUCUCAGGAGAGGACGAUGUCAGUGACCCUGAGGCCUUGAAGUCCCUACUUUCGCUGCAGUGGAAGAACAAGGCAGCCAGCUUCCAAGCUGAGAGGAAGUUCAAUGCGGCAGCUGCCCUCAACGAGCCCUACUGCGCCAUCUGUACCCUCUUCUACCCCUACAGCCAGUCGGUACAGACAGAGCGAGAGGUCCCAGCUGCUCCAGGGGACAGUGCUGUCCAGCCACCCUCCAAAAGUGGCCAGAGGACACGGCCACUGAUCCCUGAGAUGUGCUUCACUUCGAGUGGGGAGAACACGGAGCCGCUGCCUGCUAACUCCUACGUCGGCGAGGAUGGUACAAGCCCACUCAUUUCCUGUGCUCACUGCUGUCUGCAGGUCCAUGCCAGUUGCUACGGUGUCCGGCCUGAGCUGGCCAAGGAGGGCUGGACAUGCUCCCGGUGUGCGGCCCAUGCCUGGACUGCGGAAUGCUGUUUGUGCAACAUCCGGGGGGGAGCACUGCAGACGACCACGGAGCACAGGUGGAUUCACGUGAUCUGCGCCAUUGCAGUCCCCGAGGUACGGUUCCUGAAUGUGAUUGAACGCAACCCCGUGGAUGUCAGUGCCAUCCCUGAGCAGCGAUGGAAACUGAAAUGUGUGUACUGCCGCAAGCGCAUGAAGAGGGUGUCUGGUGCCUGUAUCCAGUGCUCCUAUGAGCACUGCUCCACGUCCUUCCAUGUGACCUGCGCACAUGCCGCUGGUGUCCUCAUGGAGCCCGAUGACUGGCCCUAUGUGGUGUCCAUCACCUGCCUCAAGCACAGAGCAGGCGGCCUUGGGGGCCAGCUCCUGCGUGCUGUGUCCCUGGGUCAGGUCGUCAUCACCAAGAACCGCAAUGGGCUAUAUUAUCGCUGCCGUGUCAUUGGCACCACCGCACAGACCUUCUACGAGGUCAACUUUGAUGAUGGCUCCUACAGUGACAACCUGUACCCAGAAAGCAUCACGAGCAGAGACUGUUUGCGGCUAGGACCGCCCCCGGAGGGCGAGCUGGUGGAGCUGCGGUGGACAGAUGGCAACCUGUAUAGAGCCAGGUUCAUCUCCGCGGCCACCAGCCUCAUCUACCAGGUGGAGUUUGAGGACGGGUCUCAGCUAACGGUGAAACGAGGGGACAUCUUCACCCUGGAAGAGGAGCUGCCCAAGAGGGUACGGUCCCGGCUGUCCCUGAGCACCGGCACUCCACAGGAGCCCGGCUUCUCUGCAGAGGAUGUGAAGGCUGCCAAGCGUCCACGGGUGGCUGCUAUGGUAACCACCACCACCCAGGACACAGGGCACAGCCCGGAAUACCUGGCCUUCGUGGAGAGCCUGCUGCAAGCGCAGGGCCGACCUGGGGCACCCUUCUAGAUGCUGCCCACUCCCGUUCCCACUGCGGGACCUACCUGGGCAACAGGACCAGCAGGAUCCAACAUGGCCAGACUCAGGGAGAGGGGCCAGUGUCCCUGGACUGCAGCGAUUCCGUGGGACCCAUCCUGGCUGUGCUUUUCUCCUAAAGGUGCUAUGGGGCAUCUCAGAGCCUCCUGUGACAGACGCCAGCCGAGGACACUGGGGCACAGCCCCAACCUGUUUUCUAGAUUCGUGGCUUUAAACACGGACAGCGACCUACUCUUUUCUUCGGAACCAAGACCCGAGGAGAUUCGUCCUUAUUCGCCGCUUGUGGAGGUCAUUUCACUCCUCAGCAGCUGGAGAGGCACUCAGACAGCAGCCAGCGCACGCUGGCCUGUGUGGUGGCCUGUGUGGUGGCUGCUGGUAGUGUCUUCUGCUUCCUGCUGGGGAGGCGGACCCUGCAGGAGCCGUCCCUUCCCUGUCCUGUCCCCCGCCCCAUGCAGAGUCUGCCUCUGAGGCCUGGCAUGGCAGCUGCCCCAUGGGUGAGCCAGGCUGCAAGGUGGUUGAGUCCCACGGCUGUGGCCUGAGGUCCCAUGAGCCUUACCCCUGACAGAGCCUCUGUGUGGCUGAAGGCAAGGGAGCAGGUGCUGCCUUCCCUUGCAGCAUGGGUUGAGUGACAGGGACACCGACUACUCGGGCCUGCUCUUUACUAGUGGCCACUGCCACCCUAGCACAGUGCCCAGCAUGGACAGCUCGUCUGUAAGUGAUAAAGGACUGCACAGACAGGCCCUGGGGAUCUGCUGGGUGCCCAGUGACCACCGUGUCCACAUGUACUUUGAAAUUCUAUUUAUAUUGUAAAGAGAAAAGGGCCCAGCCUUGGGCCUAGAGGAAUGGGCUGGGCCUCAGGGGCCUCAGGCUUCGCCUCAUGGGCUCUGCAGAGGCUGCAGGUGGCCCGCACAUGCGUCUCACAGAGAGGCCUGGGUUUUACAGUGUGCAAAACAAAAACAGAAACAAAACUUCGCUCCUCCCUUACUUUUCUCCCCACCCCAGAUGAAGGAUGCCAUAUUUUUGCCUCAGUCCCCAGCCUCUGGCUCAGGAUCCAUUAAAAGCCCUCAAGCGCUUCCUAUUCCUGCCUGGCCACGGCUAUGUUUUCAUUUCUGGCCAGGGCCAGGUGGGCUCAGGACAGAGGUUUCCUUGACAGGACGGUGGGCACAGCAUGUCCUGGUCUGGAUGUAGGGCUGCCGGGAGGUGGGACACCAUCCGCUCCAGGGGCAUGGUGCUGGGGCAGUGUGCCCUGCAGGGUAUCGGGGCUCUGCACUCCCUCAUUUGUCAGCAGCUUCCAUCUGCUUCCCGUCUAGCAAGGGCCACAGAUGAGCAAUGGUGCUGCGGCCAAGCAGAUCCUGGCCUGCUGGAGCAGAGGGAAGAGUGGGGGCAGGGCCUGCUGGUGGGUUGCAAGAGAGACUUGGGUUUGACCCAAGGGAGGAGGAGCGUGGGAGCCGCAGAGAAGCCCACAGGGAUCUCAGCAGCAGGCAGCCAGGUGGGGCAGAGGCAGCCAGGUGGGGCAGAUGACCCUGGUUUUCCAUUCCUCUUUGAAACAUAGACUAGACCUUGGAACAGGCAAAAGCUCUGGAGGAAAGGGAAGGCAGCCCUGAUGGGGACAUGGCCAGGAUCCUGUGGGGUAGGGUGUUGUGCCAAGAGGGGGCAUCUAACUAGCUCUGACCCCGACUGGCAGAUUCUACUGAGCUCAGACGUGAGACCUGCAGCCUUGGGCCAAAUCUAGCCCUAGACAUGUUUUUUGUCAAUAAAGUUUUAUUUGCACACGG
This is a messenger RNA of Alexandromys fortis (reed vole), 5374 nucleotides long. It is a transcript of the gene Kdm4b, whose product is annotated as lysine demethylase 4B. Lineage: Eukaryota; Metazoa; Chordata; Mammalia; Rodentia; Cricetidae. The transcript is spliced from 24 exons. Gene Ontology annotation, cellular component: chromatin; nucleus. Gene Ontology annotation, molecular function: histone H3K9 demethylase activity. Gene Ontology annotation, biological process: chromatin remodeling; regulation of gene expression. Bases 294 to 3572 code for a protein of 1092 amino acids. The record is from RefSeq and is a predicted model, not a curated record.